Molecule: messenger RNA, 1011 nt
Organism: Clonostachys rhizophaga
Lineage: Eukaryota; Fungi; Ascomycota; Sordariomycetes; Hypocreales; Bionectriaceae
Source: the annotation of a GenBank genome assembly
AUGACCCGGCGGGUACCCCAAACGGCAGGCUUCUGCCUCCGGCGACUACGAUAUCAGCCAUCUAUCCCCCAAAGAAGCUGUGCAAUCGCAGUACAAAACUUCUCGACAACCUCGAGGAAAAAUGCGACAACUGCGACAGCUCCAAAGCCUGCUGGCGUUCAGGUGCCCGUCGAUUUCGCCCCAACGACCAAGCCCCCCAGCGCACGACCAACAGAGACGAGAAAGAGUCAAAUGAUCCGAACAUACACUUCGAUGCUACGGACUACACCUCUAAUCCUGUUUUUCCAGCACAGCAACAUCACUGCCGAGGAAUGGGCGGCCGUCAAAAGAGAGCUCAAGAAGGCAUUAGAGGCAGUACCAGCUACGACCAGCCUGCCAGGCUCCGCACCCGUGAACAUCUCACCCCACGUCAAGCUCGAGGUGGUGCGAACCAACAUGCUCAACGUUGCGCUCAAGAUUGUCGAGUUCCACGAUCCAGAGGCUGCUGCUGCUAAAGCCACCACCGCCCGAACAUCUCGAGGCCCCAUUGUCCACGAUCUCUCGGAAGCCGCCUACGAGGCUAUCAACAGGGACAUUCCCGAGGAUUCAGCCUACGCUCAGAUCCAACCCCUCAUGGUUGGCCCUCUGGCUACUCUCGUCAUCCCGGCAGUCUCGCCCGCACACCUCGCAGCGGCGCUCACCGUCCUGUCGCCAGUUCCAGGGAAAUUCCCCGGCCCAAAGAAGAAGAAAAGCCCUGGGUACCACGACCCAACCUGCCAAAACGGCCUAGCAAAGCUUCUCCUUGUUGGUGGACGCAUUGAAGGCCAAAUCUUUGACCAAAGUGGCGUCAACUGGGUUGGUGGCAUCGAGGGUGGUCUCGACGGACUCCGCGCUCAGCUUGUGCACGUGUUGCAAAGCGCUGGUCUUGGUCUCUCGACCGCUCUUGAAGGUCACAGCAAGAGCCUGUGGCUCACUCUUGAAAGCCGCAAGACCCAGCUGGAGGAGGAGAGUGGAGAAAAGAAGACGGAGUAA